Molecule: messenger RNA, 2538 nt
Organism: Strongyloides ratti
Lineage: Eukaryota; Metazoa; Nematoda; Chromadorea; Rhabditida; Strongyloididae
Product: Pre-mRNA cleavage complex 2 protein Pcf11
Exons: 4
Coding region: 1-2538 (845 amino acids)
Biological process (GO): termination of RNA polymerase II transcription
Cellular component (GO): mRNA cleavage factor complex; cytoplasm
Molecular function (GO): mRNA binding; RNA polymerase II complex binding
Source: RefSeq, a predicted model, not a curated record
AUGGAUUUUCAAGAUGAUGGUGUUAAAGAAUUUACAAUCGUUCUUGAUACCUUAAAGGAUAAUAAUGGAAAAACAAUAAAUAUGUUGACACUUUUUGCUGUUGAAUUAGAAAAACAAUGUUCUAGCAUAGCGAAGAUAAUAGAAAGUAGAAUUUACUCGGUUGAUACAUCAGACAAAAUGUUAUUAACGUUAUAUGUAAUGGAUUCAAUAAUGAAAACACCUAAAUUAAAAACUAAUUGUUAUAUAAACGAGUUUUCUAAAAAUUUAAUUAAUAUUUUUGUUUAUGUUUUUAAGGCUGCCACAGAUAAUGUGAGAAGAAGCCUUCAUAAAAUGCGUAGAACAUGGGAUUCUAUAAUUUCUCAUUCUCUUCUUUAUAAAUUAGAUUUAGCUGUUAAUGAAAUUGACAGUAAUUGGCCCGUUGUUAGUGAUAUUAGUAAUAAACCUUUAACAAGUACUAAUAAAAAUGGUAUACCUGCUAAUAGUGACGGUGGAAAAAAGAUUAUUGAUAUUGUUAAGAAAAGUGUUGAUCCUAUUGAUACAACAAGAUCACAGUUACAAUCAAAAAUAAAGAAUCCUCAAAAUGAUAAACUUUUAAUUAAUCCUAAAUCUGCAAUUGAAGUCAAAGCUGCUGUGGAUCCGAGGAAAACAGCGGAAUCAAGAACUCUCAUUGACACAAAAGCCGGAAUAAAUUCAAGAAUGGCAAUUGAUCCCAGAAAAACAAUGGAUCAAAGAACGGCAAUGGAUCCAAGGUUAGGAAUUGAUCACAAGCCUCCAAUGGAUAUUAAACCUUUAGGAGAUCACAGACCUGUAGGAGAUAUUAGAGUUGCAGUAGAUCCGAGAAUAGGAAUUGAUCGUAGGACAUCAGUAGACUCGAGAUUACCAAUGGAUCCACGAAUGAUACCUGAUGUUCGUAAAAAUCCUGGAGACUUAAGGCAGAAUCAACAAAUGAAGGAAUAUAAGCGACCAGACACAGGAACAACAUUGAAAAGCUCUCCACAGUAUGAGAAACAACCGCUGAUUGGACAAAAACAAGGAAACCAGAUAGUCGAAUUGUCACAAACAACUGUACCACAAAUAGCUGGAAUAAAAAGAACAUCACCUAUUCCUGUACCGAAUGAAAAUAAAGAUGAUUUUCGUAAAAGAAAAUGUGUUGAUACUAAAUUUUCCUAUGAUCAUUCUUCUAUGCUACAACCCAUUCGUGUUAAUACUCCUCCUGUUUUGGUUUCACCACCUAUUCCAAAUGGGUUUAGCCCAAAUUUUUCUCAUCCUAUAAACAGUAAUUCUCCCGUACCUAGGGUACCCGUGAAUAUUGCAUUAUCUAGUAAUAUUCCAACAACAAUCAUUAAAAAUGAUACUCCAAGAAUAGAAGGAAUUCAGGCUAAUAAUAGAAUAUUUGUUGACGGUAAAGCAUAUGAAGUUUUGUUUGUUGAUAAUCAGCCGAUUAUUGAAAGAAAUUGUUUACCACAUAAAAUAUAUUUCUUUGGUAAUCCAAGAAAAGUUACCAUAGACGGUAAAGAGUAUACUCUUCCUUUUAGAGAGUCUAAGACUGUCAUUAUUGGUGGUCUUCAUCAUGUUAUUAGAUUUGGUGCACCUAGUAGAGAGUUAAUCAUGAAUGAGUUUCCUUUUAAAGGAUCUUUUGGUGGUCCUCCUAUAAUAGCUAACAUUAAUGGACGAAAACAUGAAAUUCGUCUAGGUGGUCCUCCACCAGAAGUUAGAAUUGAACCAGAACCAUCUUUUGAAUUAUUGCCAGCGCUUAAAAAAAUGCAAAGAGAUGCUAAAAUUGAUCCUGAAGUCAAAAAAGUUGAGCCAUUAGUUCAAGAUAUUAAAAGUCUUUUAGCUAAAUUAAAAGAUCAAGGGAUUAUAAAGAGUGGACAAAAACCAGGAGAAAAUUCUCUAAAAGAAAAACAACCAGAAGUAUCAUCUAAUAAAUCUAAAUUGUUGAAUCUUAAAGAACCAGCAAAGAAAGUUACACUUGCAAAUAUUUCGUUUAAAGAUCUACCAGAUAACGUUUUAUCACUAGAUCCAAAUUUAAUAUAUCAAGCAACACUGGAAGUAUUAUACCAAUCGAGGAACGUAUGUCCAAAUUGUGGAUUACAAAUGGAGAAGAGUGACGAUGAAAUGUUUCAAAAACAUAUGGAUUGGCAUUUCCGAGAAAAUACACGUUUAAUUCAAAAUAAAAAUGCUUCAGUUAGGCCAUGGAAUAUGACAGGAGAAAAAUGGUUAAAGUUUAGUGAACAAUUAGCGUUAACACACAACUCUUCUAAUAAUUCAGAUACAGAGGGUAGUGAUGGUGAAAGGAAUUCAGGAAGUGCAGACAUAUUAUCGUCAGAAGUUCAUAAUAAAUGUUGUAAUGUAUGUGGUGAACAAUUUGAAGAAUAUUACGAUGAAGACGAUGAUUUAUGGAAAGUAAAAAGUUGUAUUGUGGUAAAAAAUAUAGCAUACCAUGUAUCUUGUUCCAAUGACAUGGCAUUAACAGAAGAACAUACGUCAUCUACAACAAUUAAUAAAAAAAGACAAGUUGAAACUUCAGUCUUCUAA